AGGGGUCUCAUUCAUUUAUUACAUUUUGUGCUGAAACUGCGAGUUCACCCUAUGUUCCCACUGUUCAUCCCCCUUCCCCCAUUUGGAAAAUUCUCUUUUCAAGUAGAAGCAGCAUAUGUAAUAAGUAUAUUGUUACCCCUUCUCCUUAUGUGUUGAGUUGUUUUCUUUGAAGUAGAUUAUAAAUCCACAUAAGAAUUAAUGAAUCAAUAAAUAAGACUUAUUUUCCAUUUCUCUUUAUCCAAGGUAUCUGUUUACACUGUAGUCCUUGGGAUCAGAGAUUGUUUUGCUUUCAGUUUUUUCUAUCAUCAGUUUCAAAUCUAGUACCCGUACCUAGGCCAUGUAGAAGUUGAUGAAUCAAGAGGAAUGCACAUUUGUGAAGAUGCUGUAAAGAGAUUGAAAGCUCCUCGUACAAUAAUAGCGCUCGACUUGUCCCUCCUGUUCCUCCAGGAAAGGAAGUUCUUCAAAGGCUUCUUUGGAAAAACUGGAAAAAAGGCCGUGAAAGCAGUCCUGUGGGUUUCAGCAGAUGGACUCCGAGUUGUGGAUGAAAAAACUAAGGACCUCAUAGUUGACCAGACAAUAGAGAAAGUUUCUUUCUGUGCCCCAGACAGGAACUUUGACAGGGCUUUCUCUUAUAUUUGUCGUGAUGGCACAACACGGCGUUGGAUUUGCCAUUGCUUCAUGGCUGUUAAAGACACGGGAGAAAGAUUGAGUCAUGCAGUGGGUUGUGCUUUUGCAGCCUGCCUGGAACGGAAGCAGAAACGGGAGAAGGAGUGUGGUGUGACAGCCACUUUUGAUGCCAGCAGGACCACAUUUACCAGAGAAGGCUCUUUCCGCGUCACCACAGCUACUGAGCAAGCAGAAAGAGAGGAGGUCAUGAGGCAGAUCCAAGAUACAAAAAAAGCUGAAGCAGAUGUGAAGACUUCGGUGGCUUCAUCAGCAACACCCAAUAACUCUGUCCCAUCCCCGUCUUCUCCUACCUCCCCAACUACUGAUACCACUGCCUCCCUUGAGAUGAAUAAUCCCCAUGCUAUCCCUCGACGUCAUGCACCAAUUGAACAGCUUGCCAGACAAGGUUCAUUCCGAGGCUUUCCUGCCCUUAGUCAGAAGAUGUCACCUUUCAAACGUCAGCUGUCCCUGCGCAUCAAUGAGUUGCCUUCCACUAUGCAAAGGAAGACUGAUUUCCCCAUCAAAAAUGCAGUGCCAGAAGUAGAAGGGGAAGCAGAGAGCAUCAGUUCCUUGUGCUCACAGAUCACUAAUGCCUUCAGCACACCCGAGGACCCUUUCUCAUCUGCCCCUAUGACCAAACCAGUGACAGUGGUGGCGCCCCAGUCCCCUGCCUUUCAAGCUAAUGGCAUUGACCCUGCCUUCCAUGUGUUUGCUGCUAAGCCAGCCCAAACUGCUCUAGCACCCACAGCAUUACCUGUUCGUGAAACCAACCCUUGGGCCCAUGCCCCUCCUGCUGCUAACAAGGAAGUUGCAGCUACACAUCCGGGUACAGAAUGGGGCCCUUCAUCUGGAGCGGCCUCACCAGGGAUCUUCCAAGCUGGUCAUCGGCGCACACCUUCGGAAGCUGACCGAUGGUUGGAUGAGGUGUCCAAGACGGUGCGGGCCCAGCAGUCCCAGGCUCCAGCCACCCCUCUGCAGCUGCCUCUUUCCCAGGUGCCUGCCUUCCAGGGAAGUGCUUUUGCUGGCUCUCCGCCCGUGCCAGUGGGCGUGGUACCUCCCAUGCAGCCGGCCUUUGUCCCUGCCCAGACCUACCCCGUAGCCAACGGGAUGUCCUACCCCUCCUCCAGCGUGCCUGUGGUCGGUAUCACGCCCUCACAGAUGGUGGCCCAUGUGUUCGGCACCGCGGGCCACGCCCAGGCGAGUCUCCCCCACCAGUCGCCCGGCUUGGCCAAGCAGCAGACAUUCCCUCAGUAUGAGCUGAGCAGCGCCGCGGCCAGCCCUUUCUUCAAGGCCUCUGCCCAGCACCUCAAUGGCUCUGCCGCUUUCAAUGGGAUAGACAGUAGCAAGUUGGCCUCAGGGGACAAGCCCUUGGAAGCUUCUGCUCCCACUGACCCAGUGGAUCCUUUUGAAGCUCAGUGGGCUGCAUUAGAAGGCAAGUCCAAACAACGCACUAACCCGUCACCAACUAAUCCUUUCUCCAGUGACUUACAGAAGACAUUUGAGAUUGAACUUUAAGCAGUCCUUGUGGCUUGUGCGUAUGGUCUGUCUUUUAGGUGAGGGAAGUGGGUUAAAUGAGCAAGGGGGACUUUCUUUUUCUGAUUAGCACACUUUUUGGUAAUCCCAAAGGCCCUCUGGAACACAGUGCAGGAAAGAAUGAUUUUUAAGAAAAUUGCUUUUUAAAAAUCCCUACAGAUGGCCUUGCCCUGCAGUUAGGGUAAAAGAGUCAUAGAAAUGUGCCCCUCCCCUGCCUUUCUUCCUCUACAGCCCACAUAUCCUGGAGAAACAAAGUGGCUGAAGACAAGGAGCAGAAAACUGAAGCCCAUUUGCAGGAUGCAGAAUGUGAUAGAAAAUAAUUGAGAUCUACCUUUGUUUUUCAGUACAUCUGCCUGCUCCCCCUAUAAGAGAGAAGGAGCAACAGCAGCAGAAUGUGCUGCCUGCCAGGAUUAAGGAAUAGGGGGAAGAAGCAUCACUAGCCCAGCAAAAGCUAUCUUUUUUGGGGAGAAAGGUGAACUUCCACCUUAAGUAACAAUGGAUAUUAUAUAAAUAUAUAUAAAUAUAUUACAAAAAAGCCAAAAUUUUUAUUUUUAUGCAUUUAGAAUAUUUUAAAUAGUUCAAUAUUAAAAAGUCAUAAGAGUUGUAAGUAAUCUUGCCAAAGGGAAAGGACGGUUAGCUGUAAGAAAUUGUAUAUAAGAUUGAUUUAUCAUUGAUUCCUAUCUAAAGUAACCAGAAAAAGGUUAGAGGGUAUGACGAAGGGGAUUCCUAAUUUGUUCUAUAGCAUACCAUGUAAGUAGCACAUUGCAACCACAAUCAUGAGUCAUGACCAAUAAAGUUCCUAGGUGGUUAGUAUUCAAUAAAGACAAUGAAAGAGCAGUAUUGUCCUGGCUUUCAAAUUACUGCAAAA
Messenger RNA from Sarcophilus harrisii (Tasmanian devil), 3067 nucleotides. RefSeq names its product NUMB endocytic adaptor protein (gene NUMB). Gene Ontology annotation, molecular function: cadherin binding. The transcript has 10 exons. Bases 364 to 2181 code for a protein of 605 amino acids. The record is from RefSeq and is a predicted model, not a curated record. Lineage: Eukaryota; Metazoa; Chordata; Mammalia; Dasyuromorphia; Dasyuridae.